CCCUCGCGUGCAGCCGGAUGAGAACACCAACGUGGUUCUUGUGAAGCUAACGCACUAUCUGGUUUUAAUGCUACACUUCAUGUAAGGAGGUGUUAAACAAUCGAAAUGACUGAAAGUAAAGCAGAAGCGGCGCCUAAAGCUGCCAAACAGCUGCUGGCUUUAAACCCUAAUCAGGAGUCAGAGUUCAAGAAGAAGGUUCAGGAGGUGAAGAAGAACAAAUCUAAGAAGGGGAGUCAGCUGAGACCUGGAGUAAUUUACGUGGGCCAUCUGCCAAAGGGACUGUUCGAACCUCAGCUCAAAUCCUACUUUGAACAGUUUGGGAAAGUCACGAGGUUGCGUCUGUCAAGGAGUAAAAAGACCGGUGGAAGCAAAGGCUAUGCAUAUGUGGAGUUUGAUUGCGAUGAAGUUGCCAAGAUUGUUGCAGAGACGAUGAACAAUUAUCUCAUGGGAGAGAGAAUCAUUAAAUGUCACGUAGUUCCACCAGAGAAAGUGCACGAGAAGCUGUUUGUCGGCUCCCAGAGACGAUUCAAAAAGCCGUCAUACCCUGCAGUAGCACGGUACAAUAAGUCACACACAGCAGAGCAGAUUGACAAGAUGACCAAAAAGCUCCUGCGCAAAGAGGCGAAGCUCCGCAAGAGGCUGGCAGAAAACGGCAUUGACUAUGACUUUCCAGGAUUUGUUGCCCAGAAGAAGAAGAUUUCAUCAGAUGCAGCCAAUACGUCCUCAUGCAGUGAUGACGUGACUCCGGUCUGUACCCCCUCGCUGCUGGAGAGGAGGAAGUCCAUGGUGGUUGAUGAUGAAGAAGAUGACGAGAUUAUCAUUAAGAUGCCGGUUAUAGAUAAAGAGAAGGAGUCGUCCUCAGAAGAGGAAAACGGUGACGAUGAUGAGGAAGAGGAAGAGGGAGACGAGUCAGAGAGCGAGGGACACUCUGAAGGAGAGGAGGAUGCAGAGGCAGAGUGAAAAUCUUCUGGUUUCACUGAGGACUUUGGCCACUGGAGCUGAAAUGCAUUCGGAUACUGAGAUCGUGUUUGGUCUGUGAUUCACUUCAACAGUGUCAGGACUGCACAGAUGUGUUUUACAGUCUGUGAAAACCACAUGUUGAUUUAGAGAGAUGCUCUUAUGAUGUGAUUGUGAAUAUUAUGAGAGUGUGUACCAUUGAAGGUACUAAAUGCCUGUUUCAUCUGGACUUUUUUGACUGAAAUAACUCAGUCUUGAACCAGGCUGCUUCCCUACAAAAUAAUGUAAUUUAGUGUUGUUGUGACAUUUUGUGCUUCAUAACCACACUUCUCUAAAAUCUUCAUUAAAUGUAUGUGUAAACUAUGGUUUAUUAAUAAAAUAUGUUAAGUGUAUUGUUGA
Molecule: messenger RNA, 1356 nt
Organism: Sphaeramia orbicularis (orbiculate cardinalfish)
Lineage: Eukaryota; Metazoa; Chordata; Actinopteri; Kurtiformes; Apogonidae
Gene: nifk
Product: nucleolar protein interacting with the FHA domain of MKI67
Exons: 6
Coding region: 106-960 (284 amino acids)
Molecular function (GO): RNA binding
Source: RefSeq, a predicted model, not a curated record